Coccinella septempunctata (seven-spotted ladybird) is the source of this 3269-nucleotide messenger RNA. Its product is annotated as coronin-6. Bases 222 to 1709 code for a protein of 495 amino acids. The transcript has 8 exons. NCBI's taxonomy places the organism in Eukaryota, Metazoa, Arthropoda, Insecta, Coleoptera, Coccinellidae. Gene Ontology annotation, molecular function: actin filament binding. The record is from RefSeq and is a predicted model, not a curated record. Gene Ontology annotation, biological process: actin filament organization.
UUAUAAAUAAACAUAUUUGAUUUCAAUUCCAACGAAAAUAACUCUGUUUUUAAUCCUUAUUUAGGAAAUGCAGGGCUAUUUGUCGCAUCCAUAACUUUAUUCAAAUCGAAUUUCUUUCCUUGUAAUUAUUUUCUUUGGAAAUAUAAUUCGCUGGUGGAUUAGUUUCAACUAAUUCGACUUUGAAUUCAUGUGGGACUAUAUUAUCACAUGAAUAAUUGAAUAUGUCUUUUCGUGUAGUAAGAAGUUCGAAAUUUCGCCAUGUAUAUGGGCAAGCUUUGAAGAGGGAACAGUGCUAUGAUAAUAUAAGAGUGAGCAAGAGUUCUUGGGAUUCGACGUUUUGUGCUGUGAACCCUAAGUUUUUGGCUAUUAUUGUUGAUAGUGCUGGCGGUGGAGCUUUUAUAGUGUUACCUUUGAACAAAGUUGGCAGAAUUGCUGCAGAUCAUCCCUUAGUGGGGGGCCACAAGGGGCCGGUACUGGACAUUGCGUGGUGUCCUCACAACGACAACGUUAUAGCGAGCGGAUCGGAGGAUUGCGUGGUCAAAGUCUGGCACAUACCCGACCACGGCCUCAUUAAAACACUGACUGAACCUAUUGUCGAUCUCAUUUAUCACCAGCGUAGGGUGGGUUUGGUGUUAUGGCAUCCCACCGCUCUAAAUGUACUACUAACAGCGGGAAGCGACAAUCAAGUCGUCAUUUGGAACGUUGGUACGGGUGAAGCGCUUGUGGAAAUAGACUGCCAUCCCGAUAUAGUGUACAGUGCGUGCUUUAACUGGGAUGGAUCUAAGCUUCUGACAACUUGCAAAGAUAAGCAAAUUCGAAUCAUCAAUCCUAGAACUGGGGAGGUUGAAUCUGAGGCUGUUUGUCACGAAGGUUCUAAAGCGACAAGGGCCAUAUUUUUAAGACAUGGCCUGGUUUUCACCACCGGUUUCUCCAAGAUGUCCGAGAGGCAGUACAGUUUGAGAACCCCCGAUUGCCUGGAUAAACCCAUCGUUAUGGUGGAACUAGAUACCUCGAACGGAGUCAUGUUUCCCCUGUAUGAUCCGGAUACAAAUCUGGUGUAUCUGUGCGGAAAAGGAGACUCCGUCAUAAGAUAUUUCGAGAUAACUGCUGAGCCCCCUUUCGUCCAUUACAUCAACACUUUCCAAACUCCUGAUCCUCAAAGGGGGAUCGGUAUGAUGCCGAAGAGGGGAUGCGAUGUGACCUCAUGCGAGAUCAGCAGAUUUUAUCGACUUAACAACUCGGGUUUAUGUCAAGUGAUCACGAUGACAGUACCGAGGAAGUCGGAACUGUUCCAAGAGGAUCUUUAUCCGGAUACCAUUGGUGAUACCUCGGCUGUAACAGCCGAAGAGUGGAUUGAGGGUAAAGACGAAGAUCCUGUCCUUAUUUCGUUGAAAGAUGGGUAUAAGCCUCCGGAAUCCAAGGCUUCGAUCUCAGUUUCUAAAAGGUCCAAUAUCCUUAACAAAAUGCCUCCGAAGAGUGGUGGGGGGAAGGGUUCAUCGCAGGGAGAUUCAAUACCGACCCAGACCCUGCAGGAGUUCGCCGAUGAAAUACGCAAACUCAAGGCGAUGAUUGUGAAACACGAAAACAGGAUCAGAGCGCUGGAGGCCGAGGUAGCCUUGAAUAAAGUGACGAAAGAGGACGAGGAAGGUAGUGGUGGGGAUGGGCUCAACGCAGCCCCCGCCCCCGCCCUGGCCGCCGACGAGGUCUGAUUGGCGGACCGGCGUAGGUGCACGCCCACCGAUGGGCGGUCGCUCAAAGGGAGGAUUGAAAGUUUACAGGGAAGAAUGGGUCGAGAAAAAAAAGGUAAAUUUAACGGGAUUUUAGAUUCGUUUAUGUGCCUUGCGUGUUGAUCCUGGAUCGUUUAACCCUUCCGAUUGUUAUUUAUUCAACGAAAAAGUACCUCGUCUUCUAUAAUCUUCAAGUAUUUGAAGAACGUCCCUUUUUAGAUGUACUCUAUAUUUGUUUUUUCGCGAAGCUGUCACGCUUUUAUACAAGGAAAUUAUUUACAUAUGCUUCAUUUAUAUUUAUUCGUAUUUUAGAUUAUUUUCGUAGUAUGAUAUACUCGCCACAAGUGCUCUUAAGAACUUUGCGGAGUGUCUAAAAAUUGUAUUUUCAUCUUAUCUCAAGUAUUAUCCUAUCUUAUCGGCGCUCUCUCUCAGUUUCCUCAGACUUUAAUUAAUCAACUCGUAUUAAUCUUAUCAGCGAUUUAGAUGCAACAUUGAAAUAUUUAUUAUCGUUUGAAAUUUGUGUCGAAAUGGUAUCCCAUUGUUUUGAUCGUUAAUUAUGGGAAAAUUAUUCGUUCUGCUUUAGUCAAAAUGGAAUUUUUACGGUUUCCAACAGUUGUUUACUGUUUAUGUUGGUCUCUUCAUCAUAACGUUAAGUUUAUUGAUAAACGGACCAACCAGUAGGAUUUAUCAGUCUUUCGACACAGAUUCCGGAUUUCAUAACCAUCCUCGUUCUUUUAGUAAUUUUCCUUCGGUUGUUCUUUAAAUAACAACAUAUCAAAUCGUUAAAAUCCUAUUGAAUUUGAUAACGUUCUACCAAAGAUUUAGUAUUUUUACAUUUUAUUAUUAUCGAGACAAUAACGAGAAAAAUUUAGGCACUUUGAUUGUCGGGUCUGAAACGUUUGCACUAACUUUGUGAUGAAUAGGAUAUUUUCAUACAUCGAAAAAAGAGGCCAAAUCCCCAAUACCUGAAAUAUACCAAGCCAAAAUUGGAUUAGUUAUAAAUUUCGUAGUUUACAUGAUGUUAAUGUUGGAAUUUCAUGCACAAAUCCAAAUUCAACGCUUUAUUUUUCCAUAAAAAAUAUUUUCGAAGUAAUUUAAGGCUUUGUGUGAUAUAAUAAUAAUAAUAAUAAUGAAAGGAUAUAUUGUAAUAUGGCUCAAUGUUCAUGGAAAUAGAAUUACUACUGUAUUUUAUUGUAUUUUUAAAUUGUUCAUCUAACAUUUAAUUUUUUAUUAUUUCAUAUAGGAAUUGUUAAUGAUAUACAGUGCUUAGCUUAUUAAUUCUUAAAUUAUUGUAUCGAAUUUUUCCGUUUUUAUCGCGAACAAUCCAAGCAUUGUUAUGGUUGAGUGAUGUUCACGAUUUUUUUUUUGAUUGUCGAGGAAAUAUAAUAACGUUUAUAGUAUAGGAAGUGUGGGUCGAAUUUCUUUCACAAUACCGCUCAUGAUGAAAAACCGAAUUUUGUGUGCUAGCUCCUAACAACAGAUAAUGUAUAUAAUUGUAUAAAUUGUAGCUUUUUUUUUAACCAAUAAAUUCUUUGAAGUGUG